CUCAACAAGCACAAGACACAGUUUGCUACAGGUUGCUACAACAUCCAGAGAUCGGAGUGCAGAUCAAAGCGGUGCGUGUUGCAAGUCCGGAACUAUUCGUUCCCGUAUCUGGUAGUCCGUAUUGCAUUUUUCAUAGUAGUAUGCUCGAGCAGUGCAGAGUGAAGGGGUGAAAAAUAGUAAAUUCGGUUCCGAACCCGUGCAGUAGAUACAAGAUCAAACAAAUGGCAUCUAUUACAGUGUUUGCCACCGUGCUAACACUCCUGCUAGUGCAGUGCGUCACCAUCCGGGGCAAUCCCGUGCCGGCCAAAAUACUCGGGAAGUAUGUGCUGGCGUAUCAAUCGCCUGGGGCUAACCUGCACCUAAACCCGCACGACGAUCCGGACGAGAUAAACGAACUGUCCAAUGGGAUUGAGAGUGGCGAAAGUGGGGCAGAGUAUGCGAGACCACAGUCGGCACCCAACAAACACUAUCACUAUCGGCCCCAGUAUCGGCCGGCACCGGAACACGACCAGUACGACGACAACGAGGAACAGGACCAGCAGGACCAACAGGACCAAGAGCAGCAGCAGCAAGAGUCGUCAGACUAUGCAGAAGAUUCGGCUACGGCAGGCGCUACCCAUCAGUACAUGACGACGUACAAAACGUCCACCAAACAUGGCGGCGGAACACGGUACCGGCCCAGUUACUCGGAGUCGGAGGAGGAAGACGAUGAAGAUACGAGCACUAGCGAAGAAUCGAACGCUUACAAUGCGUAUCGUGCGUACCAGGGCAAGGGCAGCAAGAAACCGCAAACCCAUCAUGCUGGCAGCUCGGCCGCUUCGUCGGGUUUGGGCAGCAAUCGUUACCAUCAGCAUUACGUUCAACAUCAACACCGUCCAAAGCAUCAGGAGCAACACCAGCAGCAGCAGCAGCAGCAGCAGCAGCAUCACCAUCAUCAUCAUCGUCAGCAGCAGCAGCAACAGUCCUCCUAUCAUCACCAUCACGUACCGUCCGCUCAUACCUCGUACCAUCCGCAGCUGAUCCAGGCGUACAAGAUCCUGCACGGUACGCCGAACCAGCUGCCCACCUCGCACGAGUACACCGACGAUGAAGACGGUAGCGAGGAGUUCGACGAGGAGGACGAGGACUUCCACAGCGGGGCAGCGAUCGGGGCCGCCGCCGGACUCACGUCCGGCUACGGUGCCACCGGGUCCGCCGCGCACCAAAUCAUCCACACCAAGGGACGUGCGGUACCGAUCAGCCAGCACGUGGAGAUAGAAACGCCCGUGCCGGUACCGUACGUGAAGAAGAUUCACGUACCGAUCCCGCAGGAAGUGCGCAUCAAGAUCCCCCACCCGGUGUUGGUGCCCGUGCCGCGCCCCUACCCGGUGCACAUACCCGUCGCGCAACCGAUCGCCGUGCCAGACAUAAAGGAAAUUACGGUACCGAUCGAGAAGAUCGUCCCGUACCCGGUGGAGAAGAAGAUUCCCGUGCCGAUCGAGAAACCGGUACCGUACCCGGUCGAGAAGCACGUGCCAGUCUAUCUGCCCCACCCGAUCCCGGUGAAGGUGCCGAUCGUGAAGACGAUCAUCCACAAGGUGAAGCAGCAGACGGCCAGCGGGCCACCGCUACCGCCGCCCGGGCAUGGGGCCGGCAGUUCCUUCUGGUAGUAAGGUUUAGGGCUUUGAGGAAGCCAGCGAUUCCAAUGCAAAGGUAUCGAUGUCGGUGGGAACAUACAUUUAUAAGCCUGUAUUCGUGAGUGCGUGUGCGUGUGUGUGUGUGCCCAACGAAGCAUGCAAAACCGCAUCCAGUGGCGAACAUGGCCCGACUAGCCCGGCAUGCGAUUUCCAACGUCCGUCUUCCGCUACGCAUUGGGUGUUACAUUUUAAGGCUGCAAAAGGGGGAGUGAAAAGUGGUUGUUUUGCCUUCCCUUUUUUUCUUUCUUUUGGCAACAGUGACCAACGCAUGAUUGCAUAAUUUCCAGCUACGAUACCCGCUCAUUUGUAUCGUGCCAAUUAUCGUUACUCGUGUUGUUUUAAGCUGCCAACUAUGUUUUUUGUAUGUUUCAUACUCUUAUCAAGCCCUAAUUAGUAUCUUCUUUUUUCUCAUUUGCUUUCUGCAUUCGCCAUACCAGUACACACACUGGUCGUUUGCCAUACAAUGUUGUUCGGGCAGUUGUUAGUGAAUGUUUUGUUUCGGCUAGCCUUUUUAGCUUGGCUUCCUUCCUACUUGGCAGCGUGAAUUAUCGUACCGGGAGUAGUUUUUUAGAUAUGUUUUUCAUUAUUUUACCACAACCAUGACGACACUGUGUGUGUGUGUGUUUGUGUUUUACGUGUCAAGCGCAAAACGUUUACUAAAAGCCAUUUUAACCGAACGUUCAUCGUAAGCUGUUACCAGUUACAAGCAGCAGCAUUGAAUCAACUAAAAUCUUUCGUUUUCCGAGAGAUUGCAUUGAUGUUUAUUUAUUUGUUUGUUUGCUGCUCGCUUAAGUGGUGUAGUUUAAUCGUUUGUGCUUCAGUUUUUUUUUGUGUAAAAAAUUUGAAAAAUUUAUUUUAUUUUUUUCAACCCGUUUGCCAGAGCCUGUCAUUAAUGUUAUGCAUCCUCGCUGGUAUUGUUAUUAGGUUUGUAGUUAAUUUUAGCAGCGCGCGCUCAAACAUAUUCAUUCAAUACAGGGUUUCCCACGAUUUAUUGGUUGGUUCCCAUCAAUUUUUGGUGGGUUCCCAUAUUUUUUGGUGCGUUCCCACG
This is a messenger RNA of Anopheles arabiensis, 2724 nucleotides long. RefSeq names its product ell-associated factor Eaf. The transcript is spliced from 2 exons. The record is from RefSeq and is a predicted model, not a curated record. NCBI's taxonomy places the organism in Eukaryota, Metazoa, Arthropoda, Insecta, Diptera, Culicidae. Bases 222 to 1649 code for a protein of 475 amino acids.